Messenger RNA from Carassius carassius (crucian carp), 1088 nucleotides. Its product is annotated as trace amine-associated receptor 13c-like. The transcript has a single exon. Gene Ontology annotation, biological process: G protein-coupled receptor signaling pathway. The record is from RefSeq and is a predicted model, not a curated record. The coding region runs from base 1 to 987 and encodes 328 amino acids. Gene Ontology annotation, molecular function: trace-amine receptor activity. Lineage: Eukaryota; Metazoa; Chordata; Actinopteri; Cypriniformes; Cyprinidae. Gene Ontology annotation, cellular component: membrane.
AUGAAUGUAAAAGCAGUGAACCAAAGUAAUGUCUGUCAGGAAUAUUCAUGUCCAGAGAGAUCUGUUUCUUUAUCUGUCUAUGUGAUUCUGUAUGUGGCCGCAGCAACUGUGUCUCUGCUGACCGUGUGUGGAAACCUGCUGGUCAUCAUCUCUGUUAGUCACUUCAAUCAGCUCCACACACCUGCUAACAUCCUUAUCCUCUCUUUGGCUGUGUCCGAUCUCUUGGUUGGAGUUUUUGUGAUGCCUCUUUUUUUGUCUCGGCUCAUUGAGUCAUGUUGGACUUCUGGACCAAUGAUGUGUUUAUUUUUCAAUUUUGUGACUUUUCAAGCAACAAGUGUGUCUGUUCACACUGUGGCUCUGAUAGCAGUUGAUCGUUUUUUGGCUUUAAGUUCUCCUUUUCUUUACUCAGAGAAAAUCUCACUUACUGUGAUCUGCAUAGUGACUUUAUUUAACUGGUUGUUUUCACUCAUUUAUAACUUCACUCUUCUGUUUGUUAAUGGAAACUUCACUAAUCUCAUGUGUCCAGGAAAAUGUUUUUAUUUUAUAGAUGGAGUUUCAUCUCUCAUUGAUCUUCUGAUUGUGCUUCUUAUGCCAUGUACACUCAUUAUAAUAUUAUACACUCAUGUUUUUGUCAUUGUUAAAAGACAUGUGACUGCUAUAAGAGCCCUUCAGGUUCACAACAGCACAGGAGCCUCCAAAAACAGAGUCAGUGACAAAUCAGAGCGAAAAGCUGCGAUACUGCUGGGGAUUCUGGUCAUUGUGUUUCUUCUGUGUUUACUGCCACAUUAUAUUUGUUCUUUAGUGAUUCCAUACAGUAAUGUUGACUUGUUUUAUCUCAGAGAUGUUGCUGUAAUAUUUUUCUUCCUGAACUCCACUAUUAAUCCCAUCAUUUAUGCUUUAUUCUAUUCCUGGUUUCAGAAAAGCUUAAAAUUAAUUUUCACAUUUAAAGUUUUUAAUAAAGACUCAUCCCUGACAAAUGUGCUGUAACUCAUUGAAUGUAAGAUACAAUGCUUCCUCUAUAUUUUUCCAGUUGUUUCUUUUUUUUUAUUGUCUAGGUUAAUAUACAUAAUUUUUUUCACAUUAAACAU